GAAGGUUUUUAUCUAACAAGGAAAUCCAUGAUGGGAAGUAAUUUCUCUGUACUGGAAGAAUUCUCAGGCUCAGUUUGAUUCGACUUAAUUUUCUUCCGUAAAAUAACCCACCCCUGACAAUGGCCGGAGCUCUGGAGAUCGUUGGGUUUUUAAUGAGCUUGGUGGGGAAUUUAAUAACUGGAGUUACGUUGUCAAGCGACCAUUGGAAAACCUCUACUGUACACGGCAGUGUGAUCACCACAUCUAUUGUGUAUGAGAACCUAUGGAAAAGUUGUGCAGCCGACAGCACUGGUGUGAGCAACUGCAAGAAAUUUGAUUCCAUGUUGUCAUUACCAGUUCACAUCCAAGUUUGCCGAGCUUUGAUGAUCAUUUCACUCAUUCUGGGGCUACUGUCCUGUAUACUGUCAUUGUUUGGCCUGAAGUGCACCAAAUUUGGAACCAGUGAUGAGCACAAGAAAGGGAAGAUUGCCCUCGGUGGAGGACUCCUCUUCAUUUUAGCAGGACUUUUAUGUUUAGUGGCAGUCUCGUGGUACGCAGCCAUGAUCACCGCACAGUUCUUUAAUCCUCUGUAUCUUGGGACAAAGUAUGAGCUUGGAUCUGCACUUUACAUUGGAUGGGCUGGAUCUCUGCUUGCCGUACUCGGUGGAUCCUUCCUGUGCUGUUCAUUCAAGAAAAAGAAACCAGCAGCCAAAACAGGAGCCUAUAAGUACAACUAUAAUGAUCCAGACAGUGAUUUCAAACAGUUCAAGGAGAGAAAAGAAACAUCGGUGGCUUCCAAGGCUUAUGCGUAACCCAUUGGCUGACAAAUAGAGCAUGCUUGUAACGAAACGUUCUCCUUUUCUAAAAUUAUUUUUUUUAAAGUGGAAAUAUUUGUUUUUCUAUUAAAGAUGUAAAAAGUUGAUACUGUAAAGCCAGGAUGUCAAACCUGUAUGUGUUUGCUGAAAGUGAUCAGACACUUGUAAACGGUGCUGCAACCUUAUGUCAUUGUUUGUUCUGUGUAUUUGGGGAGCAUCACUUGCACCAUUUCUACCUGUGGUCAGUCCAAAAGAAGAGCAUUAUAAAUUAAAUGAUAGUGAGAGUCGUGUGUAUCAGUAGUGGAACUAGUGAUGCAGGAUAGAUCUACUUUAAUUACUGCUGCACAAGUGAAGGUCAGUUCUUGGCAAUGUCUCCUUACAGAUAUAAAUUAAUGUAUUGUAUAGUUUGAAGAACCAGUUUGAAGCAGAUACAGUAUAACAAUAAAUACUGAGUGUU
Molecule: messenger RNA, 1251 nt
Organism: Xenopus laevis (African clawed frog)
Lineage: Eukaryota; Metazoa; Chordata; Amphibia; Anura; Pipidae
Gene: cldn15.2.S
Product: claudin-15
Exons: 5
Coding region: 120-791 (223 amino acids)
Source: RefSeq, a predicted model, not a curated record